AUGAUAGCCCUUCGGGCGUUCCGGCGCAACGACAUCGUCGAGCGAUGGACGGAGUCGCCGUUGUAUUCCAGGGUGUGUGAGGCUCCGAUAUCGUAUUUCGGCCCCUGUGCGACGCUCCUGCCCAGCCUAGAGAGCAGGGACGACAAGGAACGGAUGGAGAAAGAAUGUCGUAUUAACUGGCCUUGCUACAAUCAGUGUGAACAGGCGUACGACGCCAAGUGCCCCAAAUUCUGGCAACAUGAAAAUGGAUUAUGCAUGCCCACACCCGCCUACCAUGGCCCAUGCGCAUACCUAAUUGAUCUGUCAAAACUGCAGACGACGGAAAGGGUGCUGUGGAGUAACAGGUGCGGCGUCACCUGGCCAUGCAAGCCGGCCUCCAAUGACAAGCAAACAGAGAAAAUGCAAUGCAAACUACAACGAGCCGUGCCCCGAGGUAUGGAUGGAAGCACGUCGGUAAGAAACACCUUCCAACGGCAGUCUGCCAUCGCACACAGGCAAGGGGCAAUGCGUAGCACCGGAAUCGUACAACGGCCCGUGCUUCCCAACCGCGGAUUUGUCGUUCUUCAGCGCCGCAAUGAAGGUGGGAGUGCUUCAUAUACAAACGGCGUGACAACACCCGCAGGAACAGUUCGAGACGCUGUGCGAUGUCGCAUUCCCAUGUGCAGCCAAAUGAUGUAA
Babesia bigemina is the source of this 678-nucleotide messenger RNA. RefSeq lists its product as hypothetical. The coding region runs from base 1 to 678 and encodes 225 amino acids. NCBI's taxonomy places the organism in Eukaryota, Apicomplexa, Aconoidasida, Piroplasmida, Babesiidae. The record is from RefSeq and is a predicted model, not a curated record. The transcript is spliced from 6 exons.